Messenger RNA from Uranotaenia lowii, 4713 nucleotides. RefSeq lists its product as uncharacterized. The coding region runs from base 3066 to 3734 and encodes 222 amino acids. Lineage: Eukaryota; Metazoa; Arthropoda; Insecta; Diptera; Culicidae. The record is from RefSeq and is a predicted model, not a curated record. The transcript is spliced from 4 exons.
AGAACUUAGCUGGUUAUUAUUUAAAAUUUCUGUAAAUAUGAAAAGGAUAUUUUUUUUGGUGAAAAAUUAAUACUAUAGGUAGUACGAAACAAGUCCUUAUGAAAAUUCGUUUAAGAAAAUACGUACUUAUGUAGAAAAAAGGAGUGCUCAUUAUGCCCUGGGUGCUCGUUAUGCCCUCAUCUCCCCUAAAUAUCAAUUAAUUACUACGGGGAGGUAGUGUUUGAACAAUAAAUCGCCGAAAUGUAGAAUUCUAUUCUCGUUAUUUGAUGACAUCGCAACGAUUCACAAAGCCGGUACUUGAAGUACCAACAGCUCGACGAAUUGGUCGUUUAACUUAAAGAUGACACCUUAGCGCUCUGUGACGUUUUGGAUUAAUAAACGACCCGGACGCGUUUCAACGAGUGAUUAAUCAUGCCUUGGUAUAAUAGGGUGGUCAAGAACAAAUGUUUCAGUUUAUAGUAUUUUUCCAAUAUUCAUGAUUGUAAACGAGUCAAAACUGACAAAUUGUUAAAGGAGACUGGACAAAAAUGAUUGAAGCUUGGAUAUCGGAUUAACGUGACUGUGCAAUAAAAAGUUCGAAAUGUCCCGUCGAUGAGACAAGAAAAAAAAUGGUGUUGUGCCAAAAAAAUAUACCGUGGAAGUUUACUCGAGUUUCUGAACAACCAGGAAAUUGAAUCGUUAGUUUUUGUUGUAUUUUCUGUUGGAAAGCUCAUAAGACUUACACAUUUAAUCUGCUAUUAGUUUUUUUUUUCUUUUAAGGUAGAUUUUCUUGGUUUUGAUUCAAACACUGUUUUUUAUCUCAUCUAGAUACACUAAGGUUGAAAGACGUGUCUAAAACCGGGUAAAUCCGGAAAAUUUAAUCUAAAAACCUGUCAAACUCUGGGCAUUCGAUUUCAAAAUAUUCAACCCAAAAUCCGGGCCAAUAUCCGGGGAAAGUUGGUCAAACUGCAUUUUUAAGUAAAAACAAAAAAGAGAACACUUUCAUUACUUUCAUGAUAAAAAAAAAAAUGCUUUAAAAGUGUAGGAAGUCAAUUUGAGUUUAUUUGUUAAAUUUCGUUAAUAAAGUGAAUAAAUCCCAUCCGGCCAAAAUCCGGACUUUUUUCAACGAAAUCCGGGCAAUCAGGUCGAACCGAACAUUUCUUAAAUAAUGUGUCUAAUAUUCGGGCAAUCUGGCAAGCUCAAUCUGCACUUAGGAAAGUUACAUAAUUUUUGUACAAUUGAUUUUCAUAUAGAUUUUCACCUACAUAGAAGUCACCUACAAAUUACAUUAUAUUUUAGUGAAUUAACUUUAUGUUUAUAAUAUUUUGGUACAAUCACUUGGUUGACAUAAAAAAUGCCUUUCCGCACAAAAAAUUAGUCACCGUAGUUUUGGGUGUACUCGCGCUACACCAAAUUUACCUCCUAAUCACUCUUAACCACAAACCAGAAAUGGUCAAAAUUGAAAAAAUUGGCAAAAUUAUCAAAAUAAUAGAAAGUGUCAAAAUUUUACACAUUGUCAAAAUCGCCAGAAUUGAAGAAAAUGUCAAAUUCAAAAUGGUCUAAAUUGCUAAAGUUAUGAAUAUUUGACAAUUUGGAUAAAAAUUGCAAAAAUUGUCCAAACUGAAAAAAACUGUAAAAAAUUGUGGAAAUCUGACAAAAAUUCAAAUUUGUCAAACUGUUCAAAUUGAAAAUUGAAAAUUAUCAAAGUUGUCAAAAUUGUUUCAAUUAACAAAACUGCCAAAAGUUUGAAAAAUGCUAAAAAAGAUUUAAAAAAUUUUGUCCUAAUUUGUCAAAAGUGGAAAACAUGCCGACAUUUUUUAAGUUUUCAAAAUUUGUAAAACUGUCAAAAUAACAAAACAAUUGAAUAUGGUAUAAAUGUCGAAAUUGUCAAUAUAGUUCAUAUUGCCAUAAUUAUCAAAGUUAUCAAAAUGAUUAAAAUUAUCAAAGUUUUCCAAAAAAGAAACGAAAAAGUCACUUUUUCGUUACUAACUUCCAUACAAACUUUGAAUUUUUUGAAUGCUACAGCCCAUUUUAAAUUCUAGAGUCACAAAAAUGUGCACAGUUGUUGAUGGGCCCAAAAGGAACCCAAACCUGCUGAAUACUUUUAUUGGUCCCAUUCUGACCAGUCUACUGUCCACUUUUGAUUCCGCUUCUCCCCCUUUUCACUAGUGCUGGUCCCAUAACCUGUUGAUGGAAUCACUUUGGGCAGUAAAAAGAAAGGAGAUACCUUCUUUUACGAUGGUAGAAUUCGGAUCCACAUUGUUUAUACACUAACUCUAAACUAUUCCCACGGUUACAUAUUAUAAACUGUUUAUUCCUGAUAAAAACCACCAUGCGUGUGUUGUUAUUCUUCUCAUCGAUUGCUUCGAUUUAUAAAACUGUGAACAUUUUCUUACUUGGCAAAAUCAUCAAAACUAUUAAAUAAAAAUGUCAAAAUUGUCAAUAUUUGUAGGUAAGUAAAAUUUCCAAACAUUUCUAAAUUUUUAAAAUUGUCAAAAUUAAAAAAAAAUUCAAUUUUGUAGAAAUUCUCAAAGUUUUCAAAACUAUCAAAUUUAUUAGAAAUUCAUUUAUUAGUCGUUUUGGUCAGUUUAUUUUGAACUCGGUAAACCUUGUCAUUAAAAUUUCAACUGAGUUUUUUUUUUCAAUUAUUUUAGCAACCACCCUAGCGAGAUACAUAACCCAAUUAAAGUUAAAUAACCGUUAAAUUUAGGUGUUAGAUCGAAACAUUUUGUAAUAAGCAUUAGAAUUUCUCUCUUUUUUGCAGAACAUUUUUUGGUUUCUAUUGAAACAUCAAAGUGUUUAGCCCGAAACCCUUUAACCGUCUUAAUCGUAACUGUUCACUACUCCGAAAGUUUUGAUUCAAGCCGGUCCAGUAGUUGGAUUGCAGCUUUGAUAGGCAUAUCUAAAAAGCAAUAAUAUGGAUAUUUCACUCAUUAAUCAGCGACGGUACGCCGUCAAUCGUCGGGAAAGUUUACAAAUAAUCUUACAAGGCAUUUCUUACUUGGGUCAGUCUUUGAAUCCAUAGCCAGAGUAAUUAAUCAGAUUGUAUUGUGGUUGAGCUAGCUUUUUUUAAGGAAGAAACUGUGAUGAUUUCGAUGCUAAUAAUCAUUAAAGCGAUAACAAUCUGUCUUACCCUGGCACUGCUUGGAAUUUCAGCGGAAAAUCCCAUCCAGGAGUGGUGUGCAGCAAUGGGAAAUUCCAAUGCAGCGAUUCAUUUUCAACGCCUCAAUGAAUCGAAUGCUGGAACUAAGAUGGUAAAAUGCAUCGUCAAUAGCACAAACGAGGAGUUUCACCAAAAGAACCUCACGACGGAAAUGAAGAUGGCGGUGUUGAAUAAGUAUUGUACCGAAUUGAAAGGAAUUUUUCAGAAGUGUACCGAUGAUUUGCUGAUAUUCUUUGCAACCUGCAUCGAUGAAAACAACCUAGAAAAGGCAAAAACCUGCGUCACGGAAUCAAUUUCGAAUGUUCUCGAUAUGAUCUGUCAGAAUCGAGUUGAAAAAUUUGUCGAAUUUUUACCACCGAGACAUCCUGAAUGUAGGACACCAUUUUACAAUAUGCUGGUACAGUGUCCACGAAAUAUUAUCGGUAAUGACAAGCACGUUUCCCUGUUGGAUCUUAACUGUUCCCAAAUCCAAGCCCUCAAGAAAUGUUUCCGAGAGAGCCUAGCACCUUGCAAACAGCUGGAGACAUCUCUAGCACACUCUUUCAGCGAUGCCUUGCUCGCACCACUCGUGCGCGCCAGGCAGUGUCAGUAAAGUUGAUGAAGUUCAGCUCGAUCCGGUUUGAAGGACCAAAUGAAAAAAACACACCCCAGGCGCACGAAUCUAACUUCAAUGCUUCUUUACGCUGAAACUACGUUAUUCUUAAUCUAUGAAAUAAAGUGGCAUGGUUACUUACAUCCUUCGGGAAGGUUCUUCAUGUUUUCAGCAUGGCGUAAUCGAUACUCAGGUCCCUGGAUGGUACACUAGCGCCAUUGCAUCAAUCUAAAGACCAAGGUUGGUUCGACAAUCAAAGUUGACGACAAAUAGAGUUGAAUCUGGUAACAACACUUUACACAAAGACACACAAGUUGUAGAUCUUCACCAAGUAACGAUUCACAUGUCUAGAUUUCAAUACAGAAUCAUUUUGCACUUCUGAAAUGACCUUUCACCGAGGACGGUUUGACAAUCUACAUCCUCACUUAGUUCUUCUUUUGAGUAAGUUUUGAAAUCUUCAGUUCUUAUUUCUUCUGUCUAAGGUGUUCAAGAAUGUCUUAACGAUGACCAAUAGGGUCGUGGAAAGUUAUUCACCGGUUUUCGUGGUACUCAGACUAGUUUAGCCAAUUCCAGCAACCAGUCAGGCAGUACAUAUUCACAACUGAAUGUCUUGUAUUUUAUAAAUCUGUUUCGCUCCAAGCAUUUCAUAUCCAGUAGCGUUGCUUCAAAAUUCACAAUGAGAUAAACAUCCACUCAACAUCUCCGUCGUAUUUUGUCGUAUUUUGAUAAGAACCGAAAUUUCCGUUUACUGGGCAGGAUUUCUGCUAAGAAAUGUUUUUUUUUCGGAUGAGUAUCAGUGCUUCAUUUUAUAACUUGGUUGUUCUUUUUUUAUCCUAGAAAGCAAAAAGAGAGAAAAGGAAGUGAUUUUAGAGUUUUAUGAAAAAAAUCCAUUCGAUGCUAUUUGUAUUAAGACUCAAAUUAAGAAAUGCUUUAUUUAUUUGCAACAAAACUAGUUCUAUAUAAAAUUACCACUUCUUCU